UUCCCAAGAAGCAGUCGCUUCAAUGAACUGGGACUCCUUCUGUUCCAGAGCCACUACCUGGACUUGGAAGAGCGUUGGGCGAGGCGAAUACCUAUGACUUAGGUAGUCUGGCCACUGAACUAAACAACUCUGAAGCGUCUGUAGAUAGUCCACUUUGACAAGAUGCCCUCUAGGAGUGCAAGAGAAAGCACACCUGGGCUAGAGAGGCGAGGAAAGAGACUGAUUGACCUCCAUAAAGAGCACUUGGAAAGGUGACUUAAGACAAGGAAUUUCCCAGUGGCUCUGGGUGUGCCCUGAGGAAAGUGGGAGGCAGGACCCCUAAGAUACUGAUGGCCAGCCGUAGGUUCUUCUUCAUUCUUGGCAUUUCCUGAAAACGCUCUAGAAAAAUCAAAGGAUUUCGUCUACCCCACCUAUCAUUUUUCUACCUGCUUUAGCAAAGGCAAGUCGAGGCAGAUGUCACAGGUUCUUGUCUGGGACUGAAGGUGACCGUGCCGUCAUACACUGUCCACGGCAUCAGGGGACAGGCCCUCUACCUUCCAGUGCACUAUGGCUUCCACACUCCAGCAUCUGACAUCCAGAUCAUAUGGCUGUUUGAAAGAUCCCACACAAUGCCCAAAUACUUGCUAGGCUCCGUUAAUAAGUCUGUGGUUCCUGACUUGGAAUACCAGCACAAGUUCACCAUGAUGCCACCCAAUGCAUCUCUGCUCAUCAACCCGCUGCAGUUCACCGAUGAGGGCAAUUACAUCGUGAAGGUCAACAUCCAGGGGAAUGGAACUCUGUCUGCAAGUCAGAAGAUACAAGUCACUGUCGAUGAUCCUGUCAUGAAGCCAAUGGUUCAGUUCCAUCCUGCUUCUGGGGCUGUUGAGUAUGUGGGCAACAUUACCUUGACCUGCCAGGUAGAAGGAGGUACCAGGCUGGUUUACCAGUGGCGAAAAAGUGGGAAACCCAUUUCCAUCAACUCCAGCCACUCUUUUUCUCCCCAAAACAACACCCUUUGGAUUGUUCCAGUGACAAAAGAAGACAUUGGAAACUACACCUGCCUCGUGUCAAACCCCGUCAGUGAGAUGGAAAGUGAUAUCAUUAUGCCCACCAUAUAUUAUGGACCUUAUGGACUUCAGGUUAAUUCUGAUAAAGGGCUAAAAGUGGGAGAAGUAUUCACUGUUGACCUGGGAGAAGCUGUCCUCUUUGACUGUUCAGCUGAUUCUUAUCCCCCUAACACCUACUCCUGGAUCCAAAGAUCUGACAAUACUACACAUGUCAUUAAGCAUGGGCCUCAUUUAGAAGUUGCAUCUGAGAAAGUGGCCCAGAAGACAGCUGACUAUGUGUGCUGUGCUUACAACAACAUCACCGGAAGACGCGAUGAAACUCGAUUCACAGUCAUCAUAACUUCCGUAGGACUGGAGAAGCUUGCACAAAGGGGAAAAUCCCUGUCCCCACUAGCAAGUAUAACUGGAAUAUCACUGUUUUUGAUUAUAUCCAUGUGCCUUCUUUUUCUGUGGAAAAAAUAUCAACCUUACAAAGCUAUAAGACAGAAGCUAGAAGGCAGACCAGAGUCAGAAUACAGAAAAGCUCAAACAUUUUCAGGCCAUGAAGAUGCCCUGAGUGACUUCGGGAUCUACGAGUUUGUGACUUUUCCGGAUGCAUCUGGUGUUUCCAGGAUGUCAAGUAGGUCUUCCCCUGCCUCUGAUGGUGUAACAGGGCAAGAUAUUCACGGAACAAUUUAUGAAGUCAUUCAGCAUAUCCCAGAACAACAGCAAGAAAAUACAGAGUGAGAUUCAAUGGGCAAAAUAGUAUAUUGGAGUAAAAUCACAAAGAAACAUUUUGAAAGGAAACAUCUGGAAUCUGUGAAAAAUACAAUCCUAGCAACCUUCAGUUACAUCUUGAUGCAGAGUAGAGGCGCCUGUGCAGACUGAAGGCUGGUUUUCUGACGUGCGCAAUGGGCUGUGUGACAGAGGAACACCGUAGGAAUAUUCUUCCGUGGACAGUUUAUCACCCAGACUGGGAGGAAGAAGAGAACGAAGCUCCCUAGUUACUUGCUACUGAAACUUCCAAGCGUUCCAACUGGGGCUCGCCCAUGCUCCUCCACUCGGAUCAGUGAAGCACUACUCUGUGUCACCUGCAAACUCCGGGGUUUCACCUUGGUAGAUGUUCGCAAUAAGCUUUGUUUUAUUAAGUGCUCAUUACUGUUAUGAAAGUAAAACCACCUUUUUUUUCCCUUUGUCCCAAAUUGAUUUCUUGUUGUUUGUGUCACAAAAAAUUAAGGAUGCUUAACACAGAGGUAAGACUGUGCCUUUUCCCUGGCUCUCAGUGAACUUUGGUAUCAACAGUGUAUUUGGAAAGACAGGCAAAAUGGUUUUUUGUUUGUUUGGUUGGUUUGUUUUGGUUGGUUUGUUUGGUUGUUUUGUUUGGUUUGUUAAAAUCUCAUUUUGAUUUUUGUUCAAAGAAAGAAAAAAUUGAAAUAAAGUAUUCUGUUUGCCUUUUUA
Molecule: messenger RNA, 2483 nt
Organism: Mus musculus (house mouse)
Lineage: Eukaryota; Metazoa; Chordata; Mammalia; Rodentia; Muridae
Gene: Hepacam2
Product: HEPACAM family member 2
Exons: 10
Coding region: 609-1772 (387 amino acids)
Biological process (GO): centrosome cycle
Cellular component (GO): centrosome; spindle; midbody
Source: RefSeq, a predicted model, not a curated record